CCCUCUCUGCGGCGCACGGGAUUUCCUGCGGCUGCGAAAGCGAGUCUCCCGGAGCGACAGUUACGGCGUGUUAAUUGGCUUCUGUAGGCUUAUCGUAUUACAUGAAGAAGCCUAGAUGAGGAGGAAGAGGAAAGCGAAGGAGUUAGGAAUGGCUCCUCCUCAGGGACAGUUGACAUUCAGGGAUGUGGCCAUAGAAUUCUCUCAAAUGGAGUGGAAGUGCCUGGACCCUGCUCAGAAGGCUUUAUACAAGGACGUGAUGCUGGAAAACUACAGGAACUUGGUCUCCCUGGGAAACUCUCUUCCUGACCUCAGUAUUAUUUUCAUGUUGGAGCAAGGAAAAGAGCCCUGGACUGUGAAGAGACAAGUGAAAAAGGCAAGAAAACCAAAAAGGUGGAAAUGUAUCAAAGGCCUGAUCACAGAUGUCUCUCCUGAAUGUUUAAUCGAAGAAUUAGUACCAAAAGGAAAAGGUAAUACAGGAGAAGUAUUCCAUACAGUGACAUUGGAAGGACACAAAAGGCAUGAUAUUGAAGAGGUUUGCAUCAGAGAAGUCCAGAAAAAUACACAUGACUCUGAAUGUCACUGGAGAAACGAUGAAAAUAAUUAUAAUCGACUGCCUGUGAUGAAAAAGGGAACUCUUAAUGGUAGAAAAGUCCAACAGGAUAAAAGGGGCACAGGAAAGAAUCCUGUUGAAAAUCAACUUGGAUUAAGUUUUCAGUCACAUCUGCCUGAGCUACACCUAUUCCAAGCUGAAAGGAAAUUUUGUGAAGGUAAUCAGACUGAAAAGUCGGUCAACAAUGGUUCCUCAGUUUCACCAACCCAAGGAAGUCCUUGCAGUGUCAAAACUCAUAUUUCUAAUAAGGGUGGGACUGAUUCCAUCUAUUCCUCAUUACUCACACAACAACAGAAAGUACAUAUUAGAGAUAAAACUCACAAGUGUAUUGAAUGUGGCAAAGCUUUUAAUGAUAACUUAAACCUCACUCUACAUCAGCUAAUCCAUUCUAGAGAGAAACAGUAUAAAUGUGAUAUAUGUGACAUAGUCUUUAAUCAAAAAUCAAAACUUGUAGCUCAUAGGAGAAUUCAUGCUAGAAAGAAUCUAUAUAAAUGUAAUGAAUGUGACAAGAUUUUCUGUCUUAGUUCACAUCUCACAAGGCAUCAAAGAAUUCAUAGUACAGAGAAACUUUACACAUGUCAUCAAUGUAGCAAAGCCUUUAGCAAUCAUUCAACUUUGGUUAAACAUCAGAUAAUCCAUGCUAGAGAAAAAACUCACAGUAAAGUCUUCAGUCAAAAUUCAUCCCUGGCACAUCAGAAAAAUUUUACUAGAGAGAAACCUUACAAGUGUAAUGAGUGUGGCAAAGCCUUUAGCUUAAAGUCAACACUUACUAAGCAUCAGCUAAUUCAUACCAAAGAGAAACCUUACAAAUGUGAUGAGUGUGGCAAGGUCUUUCCUCACAAAUCAAACCUUGUAGACCAUUGUAGAAUUCACACUAAAGAGAAACCGUACAAAUGUAAUGAAUGUGAUAAGGUUUUCAACCACAAGUCAAUCCUUUCAAGGCAUCAAAGAAUUCAUACUGGAGAGAAACCUUACAAAUGUAAUGAAUGUGACAAGGUUUUUGGUCGUAAUUCACACCUUGCAAGACAUCAAAGAAUUCAUACUGUAGAGAGACCUUACAAAUGUAAUGAAUGUGACAGAGUCUUCCGUAUCAGUUUAUACCUUAAGCUACAUCAGAGAAUUCAUACUGGAGAGAAACCUUACAAGUGUACUGAGUGUGGAAAAGCCUUUACUUUGAAGUCAACACUUACUAAACAUAAGGUUAUCCAUAGUGAAGAGAAACCUUACAAAUGUAAUGAAUGUGGCAAAGCCUUUAAUGAUUCUUCAACUCUUACUCAGCAUCGGGUAACCCAUACUGGAAUAAAAUCUUACAAAUGCAAUGAAUGUGGAAAAGUCUUCAGUCGAAACUCAUCCCUUAAAAAACAUUGGAGAAUUCAUACUGGAGAGAAGCCUUACAAGUGUAAUGAAUGUGGCAAAUUCUUCAGUCAGACUGCACUCCUUGCUUAUCAUCGUCAAAGAACUCAUAUUAGAGAGAAGCCAUACAAAUGUAAUGAGUGUGGCAAAGCCUUUUAUGUGAGGCCAGCAUUUAUCAGUCAUCAGGUCAUUCAUACUGGAGAAAAGCCUUAUGAGUGUAAUGAGUGUGGCAAGGCCUUCGUUUACAAAUCAUUCCUUAAAAGGCAUCAGAGAGUUCAUACUAGAGAAAGACCUUACAAGUGUGAUGAGUGUGGUAAAACAUUUACUGUGCUUUCAAGCCUAAACAGACACCAGGUAAUCCAUAAUGGAGAGAAACCGUAAAGUAAGGAAUGUGACAAGGUCUUUAUUCACAAUGUUACUGUUCACUGACUGAUGCUGUGAAAUAUAUAGUUGGUCUUUGUAUU
Tupaia belangeri chinensis (Chinese tree shrew) is the source of this 2427-nucleotide messenger RNA. RefSeq names its product zinc finger protein 347. Gene Ontology annotation, biological process: regulation of DNA-templated transcription. The coding region runs from base 116 to 2344 and encodes 742 amino acids. The record is from RefSeq and is a predicted model, not a curated record. The transcript is spliced from 5 exons. Lineage: Eukaryota; Metazoa; Chordata; Mammalia; Scandentia; Tupaiidae.